This is a messenger RNA of Myodes glareolus (Bank vole), 2670 nucleotides long. Lineage: Eukaryota; Metazoa; Chordata; Mammalia; Rodentia; Cricetidae. The record is from RefSeq and is a predicted model, not a curated record.
AUGGUUCUUGAAAUCCAGGCCUACCUGGGCCUGAGGAGCAGAAACAAAAUCGGCAUCUUUGAGGACAAGAAACAGGGCGAUUCCAAACCAGAGCAAGUUGUUCCUCGCGGUAAACCAGAACAAAAAGUUCUCAAGCAGGUAAAAGCUAUCACAGCAGAGAAGACAGAAAAAACCGAACCUCAAGAAAAAGAUCGUCAGUCUAUGACAACAGAUAAACCUAAAUCAUCUUCAAAGGGAACAUCAGAAGUCACAGACUCAGGGAAGAAGAAAGUUGAAAAAUCUGAAAAGGAAAGUAAAGUUCCCACAAGACAAGAAAAUCUUCAGGGCCACAAUGUGACUAAAGAAGAAAAACCUGCAAAAAUACCAAAAGAUUCCAAAAUCACACCAGCUUCAAAGAAAGGCAAAGAAGAUUCCAAAGACAUAUCGGCUUCAAAUAAAGACAAAGAAGUAACUGAAGAUGUAUCUUCCCAAAAGAAGCAAAAAAAUCCCAUCAGUUUCUUUCAAUGUGUCUACUUGGAUGGAUACAAUGGCUACGGGUUUCAGUUUCCUGUCACUCCUGCACAACGGCCUGGAGAGAACUCUGGCAAAACAAACUCUCCAGGAGAGAAGCAGCAAGGACAGUAGACACCCAUGCAUGACCCUGACAACUGCAUUGACCGUGUGAAAGGAAUCAUUUCUUUAGUCCAUGGUGGUGUAGGCAACUGAAACUAUCCAGUGCUGAGAUUUCUUUGUACACAUUCUGCCUUUCUGCCUAUUAUAAAGAGAUGGCACGGAUAAAGGGGUUGACUAAUAAGUAAAUGUGUUGGAGGGUCUAAUACUCAAGAAUAUUCAUGUGUGUCUAUUGCUGUGGGAAGGGUACUUACAUUUAGUGGGUUUUAUGCAUUGUUGUACACUCAUUAUAGUUUAUUUUGUACUGGUCUUUUAAAUGUAAUUGGCACACUUAUGAAACAAAAUUUCUGGCUUCAGAUAGUUUUUAAAUUGAUAACAGGCUUAAAAGGUACAGGAACAUACACAAAAGUUGCUCUUCUGCAUCGUGUGAGUAAACUCAGUUUACUCAAAUACCUAUUUUUAUCAUUAUAUUCAUGUCUGUUUCUAGUUCAGUUGUGGCAAGGUUCUACAAUAGGUAUGACUUACCCUAGAGUGUUGUAAGUCCCUUGUCAUAUUCUUAAAACAUCAGACAGAGAGGACAUGACAAAGAACAUAUGCUUGACAAAUCUUAUUUCUGAGGUUUGUCUUGAGCUACAAUUAAGACAUUUUCUCCUGUGGACAUGUGGUUAAGCAUGUUUGGCAAAUCGUUUGUUUAAUAUGUCAGUCAAGGAGAUGUGAAAUUUUCACAUUUCUCCAGAUUGUGCCCCAGUGUGAACAUCACCUGGGUGAAGAUUGAGAUAAAUCAAUAUUCAUAGGUGACCAAGGCAAACAGAAUGGGUUUCUCUAUACAUUCUUCUUGUAAAAAUUUAAUAUUUUCUUUUUCCAAUGAAAACAAUACAAAUGCUGUUCAAGGUUUAAGUGAGACAUUUUGGUCCUGAUAUGUUCAUGAGAUGUCUUACUUUCGUUUACUAAUUGGACAUUAAUGCCAGUUUAAUGAAUGGCAAUUUUUAACUUGCUCAUCCAUGCAUUACCAUAAAUAACUUUUGAGAGUGUUCAUCUCAGUGAUGAUACAAACAUUCUGUUUUAAUGAGCUUUUCUUUUCAGCUCUAAAAGAAAUGUGUCUGUGAUUUUUCAUCACACUUCCAGUUGCAGCUGAACUUGUUAGAAAUUAACUCAGGAGAUGACUUGACUUACUAUUUCUGGCACUAUCUUCAGUUUAGCACUGGCUGAGCAAUUCAGGGAAUGACCUAGUCAUGUGACUGGUUUUCAAGCAAUGUAACCAACUACAGUUCUUGAGAUCUAAACUAUAGGUCAGUUUAUCAAUCGUCAACUAAGGGGUGGAUCUUCUACUCAGUAUUAAUGUUGGGAUGUCAACAACUUUUGUAAGAAAGUUAGUUUUAAGCAGAUGCUGACAGAUUUUAUUCACACUGCAACAAACUAACACUACAGUGAACUAGAUUUAUGGAACCAUUUGGAGGGGAAAGGAGACCAAGAAAUGUAUCAUUUCAGAUAUGAGCGGAUGGUACCAUCUUGCAAAACCCCUUCAUUCAGCAACUCAUUUACGAGGACAGUGAAUGAAGUGCUCUGCUUAGAUGUGGUUUUAUCCAUGCAAUUUCCUGCAUAAAAGAAGAGAGAGCAAAUAUUACAGUUGUUUUAAAAUUCCUGUGAUGGGGUGGAUUCUCCACAUUACUUUUUUUCAGUGACUAUGUAAUAAGGACUUACUCUUUCUACUCUGUGUCAGGUAUUAAACUAUGUAAAAUAAAUACAGCAAUCGAUUUUACUUAGUGCUGUUCUGGCACAGCAAAUGGUAUUGGAAAAAUUAUCAAAUGGACUGAGUCUGUAUCUCCAUGUGUAAAGGAGAACCAACAAAACAAGCAGCACAGUGCUUCACAGAUUUACUGUGGCGACAGAUAAAGCGUCUUAAUAUGCUUGAAAAUAUUUUCUGAAAUUACCUUUUGGAGAUUACUAAUUUUAUCUCCAUGGAGUUUUAAAUAUCAUCAGUUAUUUCUUUAUGAAAUAAAUUGAUUUAAAAAACAAGAUGUUAUUGUAAAUGUAGAUUUAGAUAAACUAAUUAUUGAGUAA